This is a messenger RNA of Hyaena hyaena (striped hyena), 2921 nucleotides long. It is a transcript of the gene DAB1, whose product is annotated as DAB adaptor protein 1. NCBI's taxonomy places the organism in Eukaryota, Metazoa, Chordata, Mammalia, Carnivora, Hyaenidae. The coding region runs from base 1 to 1767 and encodes 588 amino acids. Gene Ontology annotation, biological process: ventral spinal cord development; lateral motor column neuron migration. The transcript has 16 exons. The record is from RefSeq and is a predicted model, not a curated record.
AUGUCAACUGAGACAGAACUUCAAGUAGCUGUGAAAACCAGCGCCAAGAAAGACUCCAGAAAGAAAGGUCAGGAUCGCAGUGAAGCCACUUUGAUAAAGAGGUUUAAAGGUGAAGGGGUCCGGUACAAGGCCAAACUGAUCGGGAUUGAUGAGGUUUCUGCAGCUCGGGGAGACAAGUUAUGUCAAGAUUCCAUGAUGAAACUCAAGGGCGUUGUUGCUGGCGCACGUUCCAAAGGAGAACACAAGCAGAAAAUCUUUUUAACCAUCUCCUUUGGAGGUAUCAAAAUCUUUGAUGAGAAGACAGGGGCCCUUCAGCAUCAUCAUGCUGUUCACGAAAUCUCCUACAUUGCAAAGGACAUCACAGAUCACCGGGCCUUUGGAUACGUUUGUGGGAAAGAAGGGAAUCACAGAUUUGUUGCCAUAAAAACAGCCCAGGCGGCUGAACCUGUUAUUCUGGACCUGAGAGAUCUCUUUCAACUGAUUUAUGAAUUGAAGCAACGAGAAGAAUUGGAAAAAAAGGCACAAAAGGAUAAGCAGUGUGAACAAGCCGUGUAUCAGACAAUUUUGGAAGAGGAUGUUGAAGAUCCUGUAUACCAGUACAUUGUGUUUGAGGCUGGACACGAGCCAAUCCGUGAUCCCGAAACGGAAGAAAACAUUUAUCAGGUUCCCACCAGCCAAAAGAAGGAAGGUGUUUAUGAUGUGCCAAAAAGUCAACCUGUAAGUAACGGCCAUCCAUUUGAGGAUUUUGAAGAACGGUUUGCUGCGGCCACCCCGAACAGAAACCUGCCGAUGGACUUUGAUGAGAUUUUAGAGGCAACAAAGGCUAUGACCCAACUAGAACUUUUUGGGGACAUGUCCACCCCUCCUGAUAUAACCUCUCCCCCCACUCCUGCAACUCCAGGUGAUGCCUUUAUCCCGUCUUCAUCUCAGACACUCCCGGCGAGUGCAGACAUGUUUAGUUCUGUACCUUUCGGCACUGCUGCUGUACCCUCAGGUUAUGUUGCAAUGGGCGCCGUCCUCCCAUCCUUCUGGGGACAGCAGCCCCUCGUCCAACAGCAGAUCGCCAUGGGUGCCCAGCCGCCAGUCGCUCAGGUGAUGCCGGGGGCUCAGCCCAUCGCAUGGGGCCAGCCGGGUCUCUUCCCCGCCACUCAGCAGCCCUGGCCAGCUGUGGCCGGGCAGUUUCCGCCAGCCGCCUUCAUGCCCACACAAACUGUUAUGCCUUUGCCAGCCGCCAUGUUCCAAGGUCCCCUCACCCCACUUGCGACUGUCCCAACCACGGGUGACUCCACCAGGUCAAGUCCACAGACCGAGAAGCCCAGGCAGAAAAUGGGGAAAGAAAUGUUUAAAGAUUUCCAGAUGGCCCAGCCUCCACCCGUGCCCUCCCGCAAGCCCGACCAACCCUCCCUCACCUGUACCUCAGAGGCCUUCUCCAGUUACUUCAACAAAGUCGGGGUGGCACAGGAUACAGAUGACUGUGAUGACUUUGACAUCUCCCAGUUGAAUUUGACCCCUGUGACUUCUACCACGCCAUCAACCAACUCACCUCCAACCCCAGCCCCUAGACAGAGCUCUCCAUCCAAAUCAUCUGCAUCCCAUGCCAGCGAUCCUGCCACAGAUGACAUCUUCGAAGAGGGCUUUGAAAGUCCCAGCAAAAGCGAAGAGCAAGAAGCUCCUGAUGGAUCACAGGCCUCAUCCAACAGUGAUCCAUUUGGGGAGCCCAGUGGGGAGCCCAGUGGUGAUAAUAUAAGUCCACAGGCCGGUAGCUAGAUAGCACAGGUCUGGGAGCUGGAGCCUCUCUAUGCGCAGAUCAACAGACCCAAGAAAUAGCAUCAGUGUGGGCUCAUGGCAGGUGCUUCAAGACUGGCAUGGAAAUCGGCAUCGUGAUGGGCUCUCUUGUAUUCUUUCACCUCACCUCAUCCCACGAAGAAAUUAAUGACUGCCCAACAGAACUCAUUUGGAAAAGGGAACUAAGAGUUUUUGGCAACAAUGGCAGAUAACUAUGGCAGCACAAAAAAAAUCACAAAAGUAUAAAAAAAUCAUACCCAGCAUUAAGUCACAAAUCAAGCAAAUGCUUACCCGACAAAUACUCUGAGCUCUGUUAGCAUGGGUUUAAGAUGACCCAGGAUGCAAAAUCAUAACUCUCUCUUUAUUUCUCAACUGUUGGCCACAAUAAAGACAUCAAAUGUGGGGUUACAGGCCUCAGAGAACGACAGCAGGGUUGGCACUGACUUCUCUUAGACACGAGCAAGAUGUCCUCGUGACGACAGUAUCCUCAUCCUUAUGCCUUUUGACGUAUGAUGAUGUCUUUUCAUCGCUCCACAGGGCCUCGUCUGCCAUUUUGUCCCCUUUCCUUUGUCAUGUUUAAAAAUUAAUGGGUGUAAAGAUUUUUGUAUUGCUUUUGACUUUUUUUUAGAUAUGGGUGAGGAAAUCUAACUGGAAAAGGAAAGCCUCAUAUGAAAUGAAUUAACUUGAAAAUCACAAGACAGAUAAGUGGUUGAUUAUGAUCAAGAAUGUUGCCAAAACAACCCUUCAGCUAUUCUGCACCCUGGUGAAGAAAGACAGCUUUUGGUUCGAAUCUUCAUUCUGCGAGUAGGAAAGGACAUCGGAUCCCAUUGAUAAGAAAGAUGAAAAAUGCAUCUGGUUUUCUAAGAAGCUGUAAACUCUAAGUACAAUAAAAUGAUAUUUUUUAUUUUUCCGAUAUCUUGCUGCUGUGAUGCUAUGCAGACAAGUGUCUUCUCCACGUGCCAUUUUCAAAGAAAAGUCAUUUGCCAAAUAAUUCUGGUACAAUCCUGUUAAUGUGGUUUUGGAUCUUAAAACCAACUUUCUAAUGGAACAAUGGUGACAUGAAUAUUCAGAAUAACAAACUGAUUCCGAGAUCACAAUGGUUCAUCUGUAUCUCUUUUUGUACAUCAGAAAAUUCA